CUCUAACCAUUUUAAGAUAACAAACGGAGAUUGCACAAAGCCAAAAUGCACCACGUGCAUUGCAGCAUUCCUGUAAGAUGAUGAUGAUGACGACAGUGACGCAUUGGAAGAUACAUUCGCCUGUCCUGACAUCACGGAUGACGCAAUCCACCCGCGGACUUCCCACUCCAGAACAACCAUCUCGAUCCAGCACCCGUCUAUAACUAAAAAUCCAAUCCGCCCAACACGUGAUCGCUCGAUCGGCAGAGGCGCGACGACGAUGGCCGCCGCCGCCGCCGGAGGAGGAGGAUCACCGGAUCACGAGCUGAAGCUGCUCGGCAGCACGAACCCUAGCCCGUUCGUCACCAGGGUGGAGCUCGCCCUCGCCCUGCGAGGCCUCACCUACGACCUCGUCGCCGUCGACCUCGACCGCAAGACCGACCUCCUCCUCGCCGCCAACCCCGUCCACGCCAAGGUCCCCGUCCUCAUCCACCGCGGCCGCCCCGUCUGCGAGUCCCGGGUCAUCCUCGAGUACAUCGACGACGCCUUCCCCUUCCCCGGCGGCGGCGGCGCCCCGCUCCUCCCCCCCGCCGACGACCCCCUCGCCCGCGCCGCCGCCCGCUUCUGGGCCGCCCACGUCGACGACGAGUUCGUGGCGUCGUGGAGGCCGGCGUACCUGGGGAGCACGGAGGGGGAGAGGGCGGAGGGGAUGGCGCGGAUGGCCGCCGCGGUGGGGGCGCUGGAGGGGGCCCUCGCCGCCGCGGAGGGGAAGCCCUUCUUCGGCGGCGACGCCCCGGGGCUCGUCGACGUCACGCUGGGGUCGGUGAUCCCGCGGACGAGGGCGAACGAGGCGCUCACGGGGACCAGGGUGCUCGACGCCGCCAGGACGCCGCUGCUGGCGGCGUGGGCGGAGCGGUUCGGCGAGCUCGACGCCGCCAGGAAGGUGCUCCCGGCCGUCGGCGACGUGGUCGAGUACCUGGAGACGAGGCUCCGGAGGAGUAAUGUGGUUAUCGCUAGGAAACAGUAGUGGAGGUUGAUCGAUUAAAUUAAAUUAGCUGCUGCUGCUGAUUGGUUUUGGUUGACUUGGUAUGUGAGUCGGAUUAAUAAUGCAA
Molecule: messenger RNA, 1091 nt
Organism: Oryza sativa Japonica Group (Japanese rice)
Lineage: Eukaryota; Viridiplantae; Streptophyta; Magnoliopsida; Poales; Poaceae
Product: probable glutathione S-transferase GSTU6
Biological process (GO): glutathione metabolic process
Cellular component (GO): cytoplasm
Molecular function (GO): glutathione transferase activity
Source: RefSeq, a predicted model, not a curated record